GGCGGGGAGCAGCUCCCGGAAGGUGCGCGGUGCGCUAUGGGUAGGAGGCGCCGGUCGCGCCUGCGCGUUGGCCUCCUGUCUGCGGGGGAAGAUGGUGCUUAUCAAGGAAUUCCGUGUGGUCCUGCCCUGCUCUGUGCAAGAGUAUCAAGUUGGACAACUUUAUUCUGUGGCUGAAGCCAGUAAAAAUGAAACAGGUGGUGGUGAAGGGAUCCAAGUCUUAACCAACGAGCCUUAUGAGAAGGAUGGCGAAAAAGGACAGUAUACGCACAAGAUUUAUCACCUGAAGAGCAAAGUUCCUGGGUUUGUGCGGAUGUUUGCUCCAGAAGGUUCGUUGGUAUUCCAUGAAAAGGCCUGGAAUGCCUAUCCUUACUGCAGAACGAUUGUAACGAAUGAAUAUAUGAAAGAUGACUUCUUCAUCAAAAUUGAGACUUGGCAUAAAUCAGAUUUGGGGACAUCUAACAAUGUGCAUGACUUAGAUCCAAAUACAUGGAAGAACGUGGAAGUUGUCCACAUUGACAUUGCUGACAGGAGCCAAGUCGAGCCUGGAGACUACAAAGCUGAUGAGGACCCAGCCUUGUUCCAGUCAGUCAAGACCAAGAGAGGCCCUUUGGGACCUAACUGGAAGAAGGAGUUGUCUGCUGAUGGAGACUGUCCGAAAAUGUGCGCUUACAAGCUGGUGACAAUCAAGUUUAAGUGGUGGGGACUGCAGAACAAAAUAGAGAACUUUAUUCAGAAGCAAGAAAAAAGGAUAUUUACCAACUUCCAUCGCCAGCUCUUCUGCUGGAUUGACAGGUGGAUUGACCUCACGAUGGAGGACAUCCGGCGGAUGGAGGAUGAAACGCAGAGAGAGCUGGAAGCGAUGCGUAAGAAGGGUUCCGUCCGAGGUACAUUGGCUGCCGAUGUCUAGAGGAAUCUUCUGUAGGGUCAGAGGCCAAAUGAACUGUUUGCGUAACCAAGGUGAAGUGAGAGGGACGAGUGCUGCCAAUGACGAAUGAAGACCGAUCUGUGCUCCAGUCGCAUACAUGGCGUGUUGAUACAACUGUGUGUGUGUGCAUGUGGGUGCAUGAUUUUUGCACUUGCAAUCAUGCAUGCACAUGCACAAGCUCACACACACACGGUGUGCAUUUGUACAGAGAGACCGCUGCAGUUUCUCCAAGGUACUGAAUCUCUUCCAAAAAAAGAAAGAAACUGCUUUCAUUAUGUAUACCCAAAGCAAAUAAAGCCACCUGGUGUCAUUUAAGAGAGGAAGAGAUUGUUGAAUUAUGCUAAUUGGUAUGUUUCAAACUGUUAAUGCUGGACCAAUUCUUUCCCUCUUGUUUUAUGCCCAUCUUGAGUGUCUCUUCCUGCUAGGACUUGCCUUGUCUUUUAUGCUUAGGUUUGGAUCAGAAGUUAAUUUCCCAUUUUGUGUUUCCUUCAUGAUUUUGUAAUAGGAACUCUGAAUGUAUUUAUAGCUAUUUAUUUCUAGAUUGUCACUAUCUUGGAAUCAAAUCAGAACUGUUUAUUGGCAGUAAGAAUCAUUUCCCCCUCUAUUGAGUGAAAAAUACAAACACAACCUUUAUCUGUCUGCUGCAAAAGGAUCUGUCUUAUUGGAGUUUUCUACAUUGGAAAAUCAAGUGUUUCUUCAUUAUAAUUGGCAAAAUAAGAAAAUGCUUAUAAGUCAUAAACAUCAGGAGUGAAGGCAUUACUGAAACCUUGUAAGUUCUGUCCUUAAGCCUAAAUUACCAUAAAAGCAAAGCACCCAAAAAGAGCCAGAGCGGCUGCUUCCUGGAAAGGUUGCCUUUUCCAACAGCUGUGCAGAAGUUCUGGAGUUCUGCACCAAGAACAUGAUCACAUAAAAUUGGCACUCCAUAGAAAUUUCUUAAAGCUGUUUUCAGUUGAGGAAGGUGGAUUGUAUCUUGGAUAUAACUAUCACAGUGCUUAGUAGCUCAGCAGCAGAUAUUCCAGGUCCCCAAGCAAGCUGUGAGUUUGGGUUUGGCUUUCUGUUUGGGAGCUAAUGGACUUUUGUUUGUUUGGUCCAAAGGCACUGUGGUCUGAUGAGCUCACCCUCUUUUUGAAUGAGGCAAGCAUGCCACUGGCUUGUGCGUUUGGGGGGGGGGGCACUUAAAGCGCAAUGGAAGCUUGCUGCAAUUAAAUCUGGAGCCUGACCAGGAUAAUGGUGCUUCUUCAUCACCCCACCAGAUGAUUAGCUUUGUAAAUAUAUAAAUACUGUUUUUAAGAGACUUGCUACUCUAGGCCUGUUGCUCAUAAAAUAAUCCAAGGGCUGGCUUUUCCCAUGCAAGAGUCUGCUCCCACCAAUACCAAGGAGAGCCCCAAUACGUGCCCCAAACAGCAAGUUCCACAAUGCAUCAGUUGUGUGGGUUUGGUUGGGGGGGGGUUCAUAAUAAAUGACGAGGGGAAACUUUGUAGCGAAUGUAAAACUUAGUUUACUUCUGCAGUUUCUAAACUGUAUUAAGAAAAUUUAAAUAAAUUUGCUCAGAAAAUA
Lacerta agilis (Sand lizard) is the source of this 2482-nucleotide messenger RNA. RefSeq names its product phosphatidylinositol transfer protein beta (gene PITPNB). The transcript has 12 exons. Gene Ontology annotation, biological process: phospholipid transport. The record is from RefSeq and is a predicted model, not a curated record. Gene Ontology annotation, molecular function: phosphatidylcholine intramembrane carrier activity; phosphatidylinositol transfer activity; phosphatidylinositol binding. Gene Ontology annotation, cellular component: cytoplasm. NCBI's taxonomy places the organism in Eukaryota, Metazoa, Chordata, Lepidosauria, Squamata, Lacertidae. Bases 92 to 907 code for a protein of 271 amino acids.